This is a messenger RNA of Brassica napus (rape), 2669 nucleotides long. RefSeq names its product protein IQ-DOMAIN 14. The transcript has 6 exons. Lineage: Eukaryota; Viridiplantae; Streptophyta; Magnoliopsida; Brassicales; Brassicaceae. The record is from RefSeq and is a predicted model, not a curated record. Bases 726 to 2525 code for a protein of 599 amino acids. Gene Ontology annotation, molecular function: protein binding.
UAGUUUUCAUUUUAAGUAAAAUAUUAUUAACAUAUAAAACACUGUCAACCUUUUUUCUCUUUUGUUUGUUGCAUAUCAAAUAAUCCGAUAGAAUCUACUAGUGUAACACAGUCCACAAGUUUUAAUGUUACCGUUUGGUAUACUACAAUGAGGUAAAGAAAACAAAAGUAGGCCAAGGUUGAGUGACAAGGUGACCAACUCUUUCUCUCUCUUCAUGAUGAUGAUUUUGAGCUGAUAACUAAAGAAAAACACAAAAGGUAGUAAGAGAAAAUAGGAGAAAAGAAAAAGUUUCAAAAAUUUUCAUCCCAUACCAACUAGACAGACCCAGAUCCAAAGUUGCAGACUUUUCAACAAUUUCAAAGUAGUUUUGCCCACAAAAAGGAUUAGAAGACUAAUACUUUUCUCAAACACACCAAACCACCCAUUAUGAAAAGAAAGUAUAUUUUUUUCUAUGUUGUUAGUUGAGUGGAAACAGAGGAUAGACUCCGAGGAAAAGAAGAAAAAAUUAACAAAGGAGCGUUUUUUUUUUCUUCUCUGGCUGCUUCUCUCUCUCUCUCUCCCUCAAACAUCUGGAAGAAGAGAAAGCUUACUCAUAAAUCUCUAGAAUCAGAGGUAAAUGAGUUUUGCCUCUGAAGCUGUAGUUCAUCCCAGGUGAGACACAAAAGCAAGUAUGCUUACAAAAUCUUAGCCAACAAUCUUUGUAAGGAAAGUAAUGUUUGAGACAAAUGGGGAAGAAAGGAAGUUGGUUUUCUGCAAUCAAAAGGGUUUUUACUCCACAUUCCAAAGAGAAGCUAGGCAAUGAAGGAGAGAGAAAGAAUGUAAAAGAGAAGAGGAAGAAAGGUUUUGGGAAGCUAAGGCGUGGAGAGCCUAGUAGCAUUGAGAAGAUCUUUGGCGAGGCUGAGAGAGACCACAAUCUUUUCUUCAGGCCUUCUACUCCUCCUCCUGAUCCUGACCGAUCAAAUCCACCCUCAUACUCUCCUCCUCCUCCUCUCAGGCCUGCUUCUCCUCAGCUUCCUUCUCCAAAGCCUCAUCCUCCUCCUAGAGCAGACCUUCCAAGAUUGGAUCCUCCAAGGCCUCCUGAUCUAUCAGCGUCCUCAUCAGCCUCUGCCAGUGCUCCUCCUCCUCCUCUGAAGCCUGCUUCUACUCGAGUUCCUUCUCAGAGAAUUAACCCUCCCAUUGUUCCUUCUCCAAGACCAACUUCACCAAGAGUUGUCUCCCAACAAGCAGUCCCUCAAAAGCUGCCUUCUCCAAGAGCAGACUCACUGAGAUUGAAUAAUCCAAGACCAUCUUCACCAAAGCCUCCUUCUCCAAGAGCAGACUCACCACGGUUGAAUACUCCUAGACCUCCUUCUCCAGGAGCAGAACCACCUACACUGGAUGCACCAAGGCCCAUAACGCCUAGGCCUCCUUCUCCCAGACCCGUUUCACCUAGGCCUGUGCAGCGAAGGGAGAUUGUCCCUAGACCAGAACCAACUCUCUUGGUCCAACAUGCUUCUGCAACAAAGAUCCAAGCAGCUUUCAGAGCCUACAUGGCAAGGAGGAGUUUCAGAGCUCUCAAAGGACUAGUCAGGCUUCAAGGCGUGGUGAGAGGACACAGCGUGAAACGCCAGACAAUAAACGCAAUGAAGUACAUGCAGCAACUGGUCCGUGUUCAGUCCCAGAUUCAGUCACGCCGCAUCAAAACGUUGGAAAACAAAGCGCAGGCUGAGAGAGACGAAGCUAAAUGGGCUGCUGCAUCAGACGCUGGUAAUGGUAACUGGGACGACAGUGUGCUGACAAAAGAAGAAAGGGAUGCAAGAUCUCAGAGGAAGACCGAUGCAGUCAUCAAGAGGGAACGAUCUAUGGCCUAUGCUUAUUCCCACAAGUUGUGGAAGAACAGUCCCAAGUCUGCAGCUUCUACAGGUGGGCUCCCUCUAUGGUGGAACUGGAUGGACUGGCAGCUUCCUCUAGCUAGUCCUGCACCGAGCUACAGAGACUACAGGCUAACACCAACAAGACUGAGCCCAAGCCCUCUCUCUCACCAUUUCAGGCAUGACAGCAACUUCGACACUUCCACACCAAAAUCGUCUAGGUCUACACUUCUCACCCCAUCAAGACCCAUCCGCACAGGCACAUCAAGAUACUCUAGAGGGAGAGGGCAAGAUUCUCCUUUCACAGACAAUGACAGCCUCACAAGCUGCCCUCCUUUCCCUAGCUACAUGGCUCCAACGGUCUCCGCCAGGGCCAAGGUUAGACCAAGCAGCAAUCCGAAGGAGAGAGUGAUGGGUACACCGUCGUCGGUUAGUAGCGAGAGGAGGAGAAUGUCUUAUCCACCGACACAGCAAGGUAUGGAUACGUUUAGAUGGAACAAAGGAUCAUUGGUCAUGAGCAACAGCAGUGGCCAGAGAGGUGGUGGUGGUCCUAGUUCACCUGGAGGUGUGGUUCUUGAGAAGCACAAGACACUUAAAUCAGUAGGGAAUUUGAGUAUUGGUUCUUCUACUGUCUCGAUGGCAGAUGGUAGGAAGCGGUUUAACAGAUAUGUGUGAUUUCAUUUUGAUUGAAACUUUUUUUUUUGUAUGUUACUUUGGCUUCAUUUUGUGGGUUGUGUUGAUUUUGAGUGAUGUUGUAGUGUGGAUUAUGAAUGUAACAUAAUAAAAUGAAAAACAAUGACAAAGGAUUUGGUUUGACUA